AUCCCUCGUUCCCCUGCACAGCCCCAGCUCCCCACACGAGAGGUGCCUUGUGCUCCCUUGGGUGUCUCUGCAGGCUGUUCCUCACGGGUCCCUGUGCUCUGCUCCCUCCCUGCCCUCUCUCCAGGUGAAGCUGCAGCCCCGAGCCAUGUCCUGCCCUGAGAAGUGCCAGACGUGCGAGCCCUGCCAGCCCUGCCGGCCCUGCCAGCCCUGCGGCCCGACCCCGCUGGCCAACAGCUGCAAUGAGUGCUGUGUCAGGCAGUGCCAGAGCUCCACCGUCGUCAUCCAGCCCUCCCCCGUGGUGGUGACCCUGCCCGGCCCCAUCCUCAGCUCCUCCCCUCAGAACACCGUUGUGGGCUCCUCCACCUCCGCUGCCGUUGGCAGCAUCCUCAGCUGUGAGGGAGUGCCCAUCAACUCCGGGGGCUUCGACCUCUCCUGCAUCACCAACCGCUACUGCGGCACCAGCUGCAGACCCUGCUAAAGCCACCGGUGCCAGCCCAGCCAAGGAGCCCCGCGACCCCAGCAGAUGACGCCCGCCUGAACGACGGAGACUGCGGCCGUGCCUUGGAGAGGGGCUGAGCGUGCCCCCCUCCUCCUGCAAAGGGAGUCAGCCCCGGGCAAGGGGCCAGCCUGGGUUCCCUGCAAACAUGGCCACUGCCUCGCAUUCCCUUCCUCCACUCUGUGCUUUCCCUCCUUUGCCUUUCUCGCUUUCUGCUCCCUGCAG
Molecule: messenger RNA, 721 nt
Organism: Neopsephotus bourkii (Bourke's parrot)
Lineage: Eukaryota; Metazoa; Chordata; Aves; Psittaciformes; Psittacidae
Product: feather keratin Cos1-2-like
Exons: 1
Coding region: 146-478 (110 amino acids)
Cellular component (GO): intermediate filament
Molecular function (GO): structural constituent of cytoskeleton
Source: RefSeq, a predicted model, not a curated record